CAGAACAGAAAGGAACACAAACUCGUUAAAAGGAAAUCAGUUACAAGUGAAGGAAAAGUGAAUUUUCUCCGAGUGCAUGAGCAGUUUAAAUUUUAGUUCGAGAGUGAAUUAGUUGGCGUGAAGGAAUACAGUUUUUCACAGUUAUUGGAGCAGGCAACUCCAAAGGAAAAUAUUUUGAUUGCGGUUGCAAAGGAUUUAAAGCCGACCUUUCCAAAGAGUCGCACCGAGAUGAAGUCGCUGAUACCGUUGGCCCUGGUGGUCGCGCUGGCCGUACUCGCGUGUACCGCCGCGGAGGAUAAGAAGGAGCAGGACUACGGAACCGUGGUCGGAAUCGAUCUGGGCACGACGUACUCGUGCGUGGGAGUGUACAAGAACGGACGCGUGGAGAUCAUCGCCAACGACCAGGGUAACCGUAUCACGCCGUCGUACGUGGCCUUUACCGCGGACGGUGAGCGGUUGAUCGGCGAUGCCGCCAAGAAUCAGCUGACCACGAACCCGGAAAACACGGUGUUUGACGCUAAGCGACUGAUUGGCCGUGAGUUCACCGACGCCACCGUCCAGGGGGACAUUAAGUUGUUCCCGUUCAAGGUGUUGGAGAAGAACUCGAAGCCGCACGUGAAGGUGUCGACCAGCCAGGGAGAUAAGGUGUUCGCACCGGAGGAAAUCUCCGCCAUGGUGUUGGGCAAGAUGAAGGAAACCGCCGAAGCUUAUCUGGGCAAGAAGGUCACGCACGCCGUGGUUACGGUGCCAGCCUACUUCAACGAUGCUCAGCGACAGGCCACCAAGGAUGCCGGAACCAUUGCCGGGUUGAACGUGAUGCGUAUCAUCAACGAGCCGACUGCGGCCGCCAUUGCGUACGGUCUGGACAAGAAGGACGGCGAGAAGAACGUGCUGGUGUUCGACCUGGGCGGCGGUACCUUCGACGUGUCCCUGCUGACCAUCGAUAACGGAGUGUUUGAGGUCGUUGCCACCAACGGAGAUACCCAUUUGGGAGGUGAAGAUUUCGAUCAGCGCGUGAUGGACCACUUCAUCAAGCUGUACAAGAAGAAGAAGGGCAAGGAUAUCCGCAAGGACGUACGUGCCGUGCAGAAGCUGCGUCGUGAAGUUGAGAAGGCGAAGCGUGCUCUGUCCUCCAGCCACCAGGUUCGCAUUGAAAUCGAGUCGUUCUUCGAGGGUGAUGAUUUCAGCGAGACCCUGACCCGUGCCAAGUUCGAGGAGCUGAACAUGGAUCUGUUCCGUUCGACCAUGAAGCCCGUCCAGAAGGUGCUGGAAGAUGCCGACAUGAACAAGAAGGAUGUUGACGAAAUCGUGCUGGUCGGAGGAUCCACCCGUAUCCCCAAGGUCCAACAGCUGGUCAAGGAAUUCUUCAACGGCAAGGAACCGUCCCGCGGUAUCAACCCCGAUGAAGCCGUCGCGUACGGUGCUGCCGUCCAGGCUGGAGUGCUGUCCGGAGAGUCGGAAACCGAAGCUAUCGUGCUGCUCGACGUCAACCCGCUGACCAUGGGUAUCGAAACCGUCGGAGGAGUCAUGACCAAGCUGAUCCCGCGUAACACCGUCAUCCCAACCAAAAAGUCCCAGAUCUUCUCGACCGCUUCGGACAACCAGCACACCGUCACCAUCCAGGUGUACGAAGGUGAACGUCCCAUGACCAAGGACAACCAUCUGCUCGGCAAGUUCGACCUGACCGGAAUCCCACCAGCACCCCGCGGCAUCCCGCAAAUCGAAGUCUCGUUCGAAAUUGACGCCAACGGUAUCCUGCAGGUGUCGGCCGAGGACAAGGGAACCGGAAACCGCGAAAAGAUCGUCAUCACCAACGACCAGAACCGUCUCACCCCCGACGACAUCGACCGGAUGAUCAAGGACGCCGAACGGUUCGCCGACGACGACAAGAAGCUGAAGGAGCGCGUCGAAGCCCGCAACGAGCUGGAAAGCUACGCGUACAGCCUCAAGAACCAGCUCGGAGACAAGGACAAGCUCGGCGCCAAGGUCGCCGACGACGACAAGACCAAGAUGGAGGAAGCGAUCGACGAGAAGAUCAAGUGGCUCGACGAGAACCAGGACGCCGAAUCCGAAGAGUACAAGAAGCAGAAGAAGGAACUGGAAGAUGUCGUCCAGCCGAUCAUUGCCAAGCUGUACGCCAGCAGUGGCGGCGCUCCUCCACCAGCGGGCGGUGAAGACGAAGAUCUCAAGGAUGAGCUGUAAAUUUGCGAUCGAUCCUUUAGUUUAGCGUAAUUCCUUUGUCCGUCAGUCGUCGAUCUAGUUGUCGUGCUUCCCCGCCACACGGGGGACCAGCCGGUAGCACUAGAAAGAUAGAGAGUUCCACAGUGAGAACGCGAGCGUGAAUACGAGAGAGAUCCGAGUGUUCGUGAACUAGGCAAGUUAGGUGUUCUCAUCUCAUUUUUCAGAUGGGAGUUAAACAAAAAGAAAAACAAAGUAUAAUUUAAUGAGCAACUGAAUACACUUACGAGAGCGAAAGACAUCGAUUCGUCUUAAUUUAUUGUUUCUUUUUUUCAUUAUUCUUCUUUUGUUAAUUUGCUUCGCUCCAGUAGAAGUGGCGAGGCGAGAAAAGAUUUGUGCAUUUGUCCCCCCCCUUCCCCAAAUGUCUAAACUCCGAUCCGAAAGCUUAAUUUUGGUUCUAUUCUUUUCUCACCCACCCACCAAAACAACCCCCCCAACAAAUAUCGACUGAUUGUAAUGUAAGUGUGCUGCUGAGCGCGAGCGUGAUUUUUUUUCUGUUUUGUUCAAGACAAUGCGAUUCAGAGAGGAGGAAGUAAGUUGUAAAACGAGAUAAAAAUAAUGAAUACAUUAAAAAAAGGUCUUAGGAAAACUAUUAGCAUUUUCAAAGAGUCGCGAUUGAGAACAUCAAACAAACAAAUGAAACACACACACAAAGUG
Messenger RNA from Culex quinquefasciatus (southern house mosquito), 2895 nucleotides. RefSeq names its product endoplasmic reticulum chaperone BiP (gene Hsc70-3). The transcript is spliced from 2 exons. Gene Ontology annotation, molecular function: heat shock protein binding; ATP binding; ATP hydrolysis activity. Gene Ontology annotation, cellular component: endoplasmic reticulum lumen; membrane; endoplasmic reticulum chaperone complex. The record is from RefSeq and is a predicted model, not a curated record. The coding region runs from base 229 to 2202 and encodes 657 amino acids. NCBI's taxonomy places the organism in Eukaryota, Metazoa, Arthropoda, Insecta, Diptera, Culicidae. Gene Ontology annotation, biological process: protein refolding; cellular response to unfolded protein; endoplasmic reticulum unfolded protein response.